GACGCGCGAGAAGCGCAGUCCCCCCGGAAAGGCGCGGUCCUCUCCCAGCCGCCUCUCCCCGCCAGCAUGACGGUCGCCACGGGCGACCCGUCCGACGAGGCGGCGGCGCACCCGGGCCAGCCGCUGGACUACGACCCGGAGGCGGAUCACGAGUGCUGCGAGCGGGUGGUGAUCAACAUCUCCGGGCUCCGUUUCGAGACCCAGCUCAAGACCCUGUCGCAGUUCCCCGAGACGCUGCUCGGGGACCCCAAAAAGAGGAUGCGCUACUUCGACCCGCUGCGCAACGAGUACUUUUUCGACCGGAACAGACCCAGCUUCGACGCCAUCCUCUACUACUACCAGUCAGGCGGGCGGUUGAGAAGGCCGGUGAACGUCACGCUGGACAUCUUCUCCGAGGAGAUCCGCUUCUACGAGCUGGGCGACGAAGCCAUCGAGAUAUUCCGCGAGGACGAAGGCUUCAUCAAGGAGGAGGAGCGCCCGCUCCCCGACAACGAGUUUCAGAGACAAGUGUGGCUGCUUUUCGAGUACCCGGAGAGCUCGGGUCCGGCUCGGAUUAUCGCCAUCAUCUCCGUCAUGGUCAUCUUGAUCUCCAUCGUCAGCUUCUGCCUGGAGACCCUCCCCGUCUUCCGCAACGACGAGGACGACAUGCACAAGUCCCACGCUCAGAUCUUUUCCCCCGAGACCAACACCACGGUCAUCCGGUACACGUCUACCUACUUCACCGACCCCUUCUUCAUCCUGGAAACGCUGUGCAUCAUCUGGUUCUCCUUUGAGUUUCUGGUGCGCUUCUUUGCCUGCCCCAGCAAAGCGGGCUUCUUUGGCAACCUCAUGAACAUUAUUGACAUCGUGGCCAUCAUCCCGUAUUUCAUCACGCUGGGCACGGAGCUGGCAGACAGUCCGGACGACGGCCAAGCCGGACAGCAGGCCAUGUCUUUGGCCAUCCUCAGGGUGAUCCGUCUGGUGCGAGUGUUCCGAAUUUUCAAGCUCUCACGCCACUCCAAGGGGCUUCAGAUCCUGGGCCAGACCCUCAAAGCCAGCAUGAGGGAGCUGGGACUGCUCAUCUUCUUCCUCUUCAUCGGCGUCAUUCUCUUCUCGAGCGCGGUGUUCUUUGCGGAGGCCGACGAGCCGCAGUCCCAAUUUCAAAGCAUCCCGGACGCCUUCUGGUGGGCUGUGGUCUCCAUGACCACGGUGGGCUACGGCGACAUGGUGCCCACCACCAUCGGGGGCAAGAUCGUGGGCUCCUUGUGUGCCAUCGCCGGCGUGCUGACCAUCGCUUUGCCGGUACCCGUCAUCGUCUCCAACUUCAACUACUUCUACCACCGGGAGACGGAAGGAGAGGAGCAGGCGCAGUACCUCCAGGUCAACGUGCCCAAGAGCGAGUCGGGCGAGGAGCUGAGGAAGAGUCGCAGCGGAUCCACCAUCAGCAAGUCGGACUACAUGGAAAUCCAGGAAGCGGUCAACAACAGCAACGAGGACUUCCGCCAGGAGAACCUCAAGACGGCCAACUGCACGCUAGCCAACACAAACUACGUCAACAUCACCAAGAUGCUUACAGACGUGUAGAGAUGAGAAAACAGAAUACAACGGCAAUAGAAUUCAGGAAUGAGAUGCUUUUCACGCCACGCUUCAUUCCUGCCUUUGACGCGGUCAAACCGAGCCAGAUUUUUUUCCUUUGCAUUUGCAUGGAGACUUUUAGAAGGAAGGAAAAACUCAAAUGUCACAUCAAUGCCAACCUUGAGAAGAAAAAAUAGCUUUUGAAAAGUUAAGAGCACACUGCAGUCACCUGAUC
Molecule: messenger RNA, 1789 nt
Organism: Syngnathus typhle (broad-nosed pipefish)
Lineage: Eukaryota; Metazoa; Chordata; Actinopteri; Syngnathiformes; Syngnathidae
Product: potassium voltage-gated channel subfamily A member 2
Exons: 1
Coding region: 67-1563 (498 amino acids)
Biological process (GO): potassium ion transmembrane transport; protein homooligomerization
Cellular component (GO): voltage-gated potassium channel complex; dendrite; juxtaparanode region of axon
Molecular function (GO): protein binding; delayed rectifier potassium channel activity
Source: RefSeq, a predicted model, not a curated record